This is a messenger RNA of Mobula hypostoma (lesser devil ray), 2538 nucleotides long. RefSeq names its product apoptosis, caspase activation inhibitor (gene aven). The transcript is spliced from 6 exons. Bases 430 to 1407 code for a protein of 325 amino acids. Gene Ontology annotation, biological process: negative regulation of G2/M transition of mitotic cell cycle. NCBI's taxonomy places the organism in Eukaryota, Metazoa, Chordata, Chondrichthyes, Myliobatiformes, Myliobatidae. The record is from RefSeq and is a predicted model, not a curated record.
UGUGACUCUCCUCUGCACUCCCCUGUCACAGCCUGUGACUCUCUCUGCGCUCCCCCUCACAGCCUGUGUCUCUCUCUGCGCUCCCCUCUCACAGCCUGUGUCUCUCUCUGCGCUCCCCUCUCACAGCCUGUGACUCUUUGUUUUUUCCUUUUCACUGCCUGCGCCCCUCUCUGUUCCAUUCUCUAUGACUCUCUUUACCUCUCCAUUUUCCAGUCACUGCCCGUAACUUUGUGGCUGUGACUUUUUGCUCCACUGUGACUUCUUUUCCCUCACUUUGCCCGCCCCCUUGCUGUGUCUCCUCUCUCGUUGCCUGCACCCCUCUCCUUCGCCGGUCCGGGUCCUCUCUCUUCCGUGACUUUCUCUCCGCUUUAUUCACUGCCUGCACACGUAUUAUCUCUCUCUCCGCGGAAUACGCCGCCCGCUUCGGCUAUGGAGGAGGCGCCGCAACGGACAUGGAGCCGAGGCCGAGGCCGCGGUCGCCGGGGAGGAGGGAGAGGCCGCGGCCGAGGUUCGCGUGGGUCCGGGGACCGACCGCAGCAACCAGCGGAGCCCGAGCGGCGGACGCAGGGCCGCGACUUCCGGGAGGCACGGCCACCCCGAGGCCGAGGCCUCGCCUCCCGGCCGCCGGAGCAGCAGGUUGAAGAGGACGCGGAAACAAAGGAAGAGUACAAUCAGCCUAAUGAAUUUUCGAGAAGACAAAUAGUUUCAAACUGGGACAGAUAUAAAACUGAAGAGAAAGAAGGCGAUGAUGUUGGAGAGACUUUGCGAGGUGCAGAUUUUAAUGUGCUGUUAAGUUUUGCAGGUGAUUCAUUUGCGCAAUUCCGUUUUGCUGAAGAAAAGGAGUGGGAAAUAGAAGUCUCCACAUGUAAACAGGUAUCACCCCUGUUUAUAGACUGUCACUCUCUGGCACAGUCUCUUCAAGAACUGCCACUUCACCUUCGACUAAAUUUGGAACCUGAAUUGGUACAGGUAAAUCCUCCUGCGGAGCUACCGCAGAUCAGACUGAAGAGUUUGGAUGAAGAGCAUAGUAAAUUUGGUAAAUUUAGAGUACCUACUCCGGCUUCCUCAACGAAUGUGGACACCAUUCCGGUCAACCGCAUGCCUGACCCUCUAACACAAAUAGCUGAGAGUAUUACCCCUGCAUGUGCAUUGCAGGAGCCAGCAGACCAUCUGGAUGAGGAGCUAGAAUUUUUACUUCAGUUGGAAACGCCUGUCAACAAGAAUGAUAUUUCUUUAAAAGGAGCGAAGAAUGUAGAAGUUCUCCAUGAUCCGGAAACAGUUAAUAUUCUAACUGACUCCUGUGGUGCAGAGGUGAUAGACGAUACAAAUUCACAACCAAAGGUAACAGCUAAGAAGGUUGACCCUGAGGAGGAGCUUGAAGAUUGGUUAGAUAGCAUGAUAUCAUAAUGUUACCAUGACAGACUUGCAAGUGCGUGAAUCCUGACGAACAGUACUUGACUCCAAACACAACAGUAGCAUUGCAUUUCCUGCACAAAGCAGUUGGGUAAUUGCUUCAAAAGCAUAUAUUUUAACAGUAUGACAUCAAAGCAGAGUUUAGGAGUUUUACCCAAUGAAUGGCUUAGAAUUAUAUGUAAAAGGAGACCAUCCAAGCAGUAAUGGAAAAGGUAAAAUUCACGAGUGUACUUCGUUAUUUUCUCAGUGAAGGGUUAAGUUACACAUUAAUAAAGUGCCAUUAAGCAAAGAGAUUAAUUUUAAGAGAUUUGAUUGUCUAUGCGUAUAUCAGCUCUGGUGCUUUUCACAUUAAUGGAUUACAUUAGGUUUAAAAAAAGAUCCUUUCACAGAUUGAUUCAAACAAAGAGAUGUCACAUUCAUGGCCAAAGGAAUAUUUAUUCUGUGCCUUCAGUGUGCUCCAGUAUAGGUUGUAACAGAAUGAUACACUGUCAUUAUUCUCAGAUUAAACAAAAGCAUAUUCUAAAAAAGAUACUUUACUGAAUUUCAUUGCUUUAUUUCAAAACUAUGCAUUAAAUUGCAGUUAGCACAUUUGAAUGAUUUAAAAUUGAAGCUUUAGAUUGUAAAUGGUGUUAAUUUGAAAAUGUAUAAUAAAGCAUACAGCCAGAUGCACAAGAAAGAUUUGAAGGGUUAUAGAAUUUCAUGAAAUUAAAUGCCAUAUCCAGAAAAAACAUUAUAAAUUAACAGCUCAGCUGCUGCUUCGGCAAACAGAUAUCAGUCUACAGGUUUGUACAGCAUACAGUAAGACUCAACAAUGUGAACAAACUGAACAAAUUCUAACUUAGUUUUUUGUUUUGAGAAGCACAAGCUAGAAAACAGACAUACAAAUUGUUGCUUAGCAUUGGCCACAGGUAAGGCACAAUUUCUUUUGGUAAUUUCUUGGAAUUUAUGACGAUGUGGUUCUGUUUAAUUAGUUAGCCAAAAGCCACAGAAGAGUUUAACUUCAAUAUCUUCAUAACACUUCCAAUUCUGUUAAAUAUUACACUUUGUAUACUUUAAAGUUGAAUGUAAUUGUGUUUAAGACGGUUGUAUUUUCAACACUUUUCACAUUUAUUUUUAUUUUGACUU